GAAGAUGGCGGCCGUUAAGAUUCAAUCAUGUGUGUUGUCUGUUUUACUUUUGAACGUUUUCUACGGUUUAGUGUCCCCCUUGUACUUCCACAUAGGGGAGACGGAGAAAAAAUGCUUUAUAGAGGAAAUUCCCGACGAGACGAUGAUCAUCGGGAACUAUCGCACCCAGCUGUACGACAAGCAGAGGGAGGAGUACCUGCCCGCCACACAGGGCCUGGGCAUGUUUGUUGAAGUCAAAGAUCCUGAUGAAAAGGUGAUCCUGUCCCGUCAGUACGGCUCGGAAGGCAGGUUUACAUUUACCUCCCACACACCAGGAGAGCACCAGAUCUGCUUGCACUCCAACUCCUCUAAAUUCGCCCUCUUCGCUGGAGGCAUGCUGAGAGUCCACCUGGACAUCCAGGUGGGGGAGCACACCAACAACUAUGCUGAGAUUGCUGCCAAGGACAAACUGACAGAACUGCAGCUCCGGGUCCGGCAGCUGGUGGAGCAGGUUGACCAGAUCCAGAAAGAACAAAACUACCAGAGGUACCGGGAGGAGCGCUUCAGGCAAACCAGUGAGAGCACCAACCAGAGAGUCCUGUGGUGGUCCAUCGUUCAGACUCUCAUCCUGGUUGCCAUCGGUUUCUGGCAGAUGAGGCACCUUAAGAGCUUCUUUGAGGCCAAGAAGCUUGUGUAGUGUCCCCUGGUGGAGAACUGGUGUUUGUGUUUGUGCGUGUGCGUGUGUCUGUUUUUGUGUGUCUGUUUAUUGGAUGCAGUAAAGAUAAGCAGCAGUUUGAAUACAAAUGGAUGCUGUUGCUGGAAGGACAAACUUGUCGACUGGUGAGGCGACGGGACACGGAGAGGUGAUUUUGAAUGACAGUGAAUCAGAUUAUUGGUUGUACUAUUAUUUUACCACCAUGUUUGUGACAUCCCCCCAUACAUAUAUAGAGUGGCAACAUAAAUAUUCUAUUUAUUUUCAACUAUAAUUUUUACUUUGACCAGUAAAUGGCUUUAUUUAAUUUGGACUCAUUUUCAUCCUCAAAAGAGUGAGACGCACGAGUUGCUUUCUCAGUGGAUCAAAACUACUCUCUGUCUGAAUUUGUCCUGAAGUUGUAGGCUGACUUCAUAAAAAUAGAUUUAAAGUGAUCUGCCAGGCCAACGUGCUUCGAAGUUUCGAGUGUGCGUUUUCAAACUGAUGUGACCGUUUCCUUUUUUCGCUACUCGUGUUAAAUGACUAAACAAAAUGUUACUGGCCGCAAGAGAUGUCACAUGUUACUUUGAGCCAGGCACGGGGAAGGAACAAGUCAGUUUCCUUCAACAGACGUGUUUCAGCAGGUGCAUUAGGUUGGUUCCUUGACCUUUGACUGAGGGCUGCACAUUUAUGAAUGACACGAUGAUACUGAAUUAUUGUCAACACAGUUAUUGUGAUUUAUUUGGGGACAAAAUGAUCCUGCUUAUUUUCUAAAACGGAAUAUUAACCUCGUCAGAGAGGGAAGUCGUUCUGCAGUUGUAAAUGAAAAGCCAUGACUUAUUAAAUGAUAUGAAUCAUGAUUGUACGAUUUAUACGCAAGUUGUUCAGUGGGUGCAGAUGAGAGUAUUUAAACAGCUGUCAGUUUGGACCAUGUUGCUCCGUCAGCCUCUACACUCGAUAAGAAACUGUGUUGAACCAAGUGUACAUUUAUUAAACUAAGCUGGAUCAGUGAAAUGUUUAUUUUGUGAUGCGCCUCAGCACUGCAUGACCUGCAGGUCUUGGAAGUAUUUUGACGGUUUCUACUGUUCUCUUCACAAAUGUUGUUCCACAAAACCUCAGCUGAACGAGAACCCCGAUUCCACAAACUUGUGUGGAUGAAGGUGCAGGUUUUCAGACAUGAUGACACUACAGUGUUUAAUGUUCUGUCCUUUAGGGUGUUCCCUCCGUCAUGAAGCCUUUAGUUGCUGCCGAGUUCAGACGUUGUAAAUGGUUUCUUCUCCUAGGAGAAACCUCAAGCCAAAAUCAGUUUCCUAGGACAUUGGCCAGCGAAUCAUGAUGCUAUGUCUAUCAUACUUCUGUUUCAUCUCACAAGGGCUUGAAAGAAGAUACUUUACAUGUAGAGAAAUUAGUUUUUGCUGAUCUGUGUGGCUAUCUUAAUUCACAUGGUUAAUUUUAGGUAUAGAAAAUGAAAAGCUGGGACUUGGGUUUAUUCUUACAUUGUUAUUUUGUCCUGUUUUCCCUCAGAGCUUUUUGUUUGUUAUGAUGAGAAACUGUCCACUGUUUGUUUUGGGGUAGACGGAAGGAGUGUUUUAAAAGUGUAUUCCUGGUUAGGAAGUGAAAUCAGUUGGUGAAGGCUUUAGGUAGGAGGGAUUCUGUACAUAUGAAAUCUGUUUGGAAUUGCACUCAGAAUAAAGUUUUGUCACAUUUGG
Molecule: messenger RNA, 2379 nt
Organism: Lampris incognitus (smalleye Pacific opah)
Lineage: Eukaryota; Metazoa; Chordata; Actinopteri; Lampriformes; Lampridae
Gene: tmed9
Product: transmembrane p24 trafficking protein 9
Exons: 5
Coding region: 5-676 (223 amino acids)
Biological process (GO): intracellular protein transport; endoplasmic reticulum to Golgi vesicle-mediated transport; Golgi organization
Cellular component (GO): endoplasmic reticulum; Golgi apparatus; endoplasmic reticulum-Golgi intermediate compartment
Source: RefSeq, a predicted model, not a curated record